This is a messenger RNA of Kwoniella botswanensis, 543 nucleotides long. RefSeq lists its product as uncharacterized. The transcript has a single exon. The record is from RefSeq and is a predicted model, not a curated record. NCBI's taxonomy places the organism in Eukaryota, Fungi, Basidiomycota, Tremellomycetes, Tremellales, Cryptococcaceae. Bases 1 to 543 code for a protein of 180 amino acids.
AUGGCACUUGUCCGACGACGAAAUACCCCUGCAGAGGAUCAUCGAAUCCAUACCGAUACUUCUGGAUCCCUAAUCCUUUCUUCCACUACAAACAUGACUCGAGAUAGCCACAGACAGCGACGCCGUCGCAAUCAUUGGGAGGCUGAAGGAUCGAUUGGCAGAUAUCACGGGCCCCCACAUAGAACUACAGAGGCUACCAUCGUCCAUCCAGACAGGCUAGAAAUCCUUAUGAGGGUCGAAACAUACCAUUUCCUACAUGGACCCGGACGUAUGCCCAACAACAGGCCGUCGCAGGCUUUCCACCAGGAUUUCUUGACGACCCUUCAGAUCAAUUUGACGGUCCCUGCGAGGAUCUAUCAAAGUACGAUCCUACGUCUGAAGACGAUUAUUACUACGAUUCAGACGACGGAUGGGAGUACUAUCGGGAAGAUUACCUGUUUCCCGUACGCGUACCCACCGUCAGGAGAACUUUCAGUAUCAUGUCGGGAUGCUGCUGUGCUGGGUCCUGCCCGAGAUGUGGUCGGUUCCAUUAGACAAGAAUAA